Brassica rapa (field mustard) is the source of this 3886-nucleotide messenger RNA. RefSeq names its product mechanosensitive ion channel protein 9. Gene Ontology annotation, biological process: monoatomic anion transport; transmembrane transport; detection of mechanical stimulus. Gene Ontology annotation, cellular component: plasma membrane. The record is from RefSeq and is a predicted model, not a curated record. Gene Ontology annotation, molecular function: mechanosensitive monoatomic ion channel activity. Lineage: Eukaryota; Viridiplantae; Streptophyta; Magnoliopsida; Brassicales; Brassicaceae.
GCUCAUCUUAAUUGACAAUCAGAUAUUUAAGCAUGUGUAGACGAUACACUUUUCAAAUACUCGGACAUUUCCCUGAAAGUUUAUCAGCUUGAAAUUUUUUUCGUAAUAAAUCUUUUAUUUUAUAGUGGUGAAAACUUUUUAUUUAACCAAAAUUAGAAAAGUACUCCUGGUGCAAGGCUAUUUGGGUAACAUUCUUAGAAAUAUUAAUUAGUUUAGCUAGUUUCGAUCAAAAAAUAUGAAUUAAAGAUAGGUUUUGGAUGCAUAACCUGAUAAAAUAUUCGCUUCAACAUUUAUAUGCAAAUAAAUCUCUAAAUUUGUGGGGAAAAAAAAUUUAGACUCCAAAUUAUUGAAAUUUUUACGAAAUGGUUUACGGUCCCAAAUUUACAAGGAUAGUAUGGAGAUGGAGGCAGUUUUUAUUUUUAUCUUUUUUUUGUCCGAAGAUAAAAAAAAAGCAGCUUAUAUUCAAAUUUUUAUUAUAAAGUUUAGCUGGCUUGAAUUUUUCAUCGAGAUUCCCAAAUCGGCGUUGUCGAUGUAUCGUAUAUGUGAAAAUAAGGUUGAGAACCAAGAACGCUAAUAAACUAGGGUUUUAAUCAGAAGCAUCAUAAUCUGAAUAUAUUCUUGCUGUCGCUCGUGUGUUUGUGUUUGACCAUAGUUGACUAAUAACUAAGUUAAAGUGAAAGUUUAUGGCUAAAAUCGAAAUGAGCUAAGUAGUGGCCAAGUGGUGACUAAAUAAAUUGCCAACUCCAUAGCCAUUGGCCCAUUGUUGCUAACUUUCAGUAGGCAAUUAGACCAUCAACAUCGCUAGGGUAUCAUAUAAGAGUAGGCAAUCAAUCCAUCUAUCUGUUACAAAAAGAUUCUAUUUGUUAAAAGAUUGUUGCAAAUUCCUUGGCCAUAUCAAAAAGUUCCUGUAGACUCCCGCUUCACCACCUUUUCUUUUUAUUAUGCACCAAACAGUGUGGCUCUUCUCCAUCAUGUUCUUGUUUUUUACGUAAAGCACAUGCAGUUGAUUAAAUGGAGUUUAUUUCUAAUAUUCCUUUUGAUUAAGUUUGUAUUAUGCAUAUGGCAAAAUCAUUUACAAGAAAGAUCAUGAUCUUUGAUUCUCUGCACUACUUUAAAGAAAUUAAAGAACAACAAAAAUAUAAUAAACCCAGUCGCUGGAUCACAUGAGAAAAAUAUGUCAAUAAAUUAAAAUAAGACUAUUUUGGAUCGAAAAAUGAGACAAUAUAUAUAAUUUUUUACGUUUCGAGAUAUCAACUUGUCAUGGGUAGAAUCGCCUCUGAAAACCCACGUGAUUCUCUAUAUUUUAUUGUUUCUUUUUUGUAUUUAUAUGUAGUUCAUUUGAUAUCUACAAUGCGGUUAAAUUGGAGUUCAUAAUUUGCAAGAGCAAGACAGGGACUAAAGUUUCAAAAUCAUUCCUUGCUUCGGCUCUCUUUGUCCUUGAUUUGGUCAAGCUUCAGGGCUCUUCACAGAGCCAUUGAUGUCAAACCGCAUUGCAAACGUAUCGGUUGAAGGUGACAUAGGGAUGUCAGAGAGGAGAACUAGCAACGAAGGAGAAGUCGUUAUCAAUGUUUCAGAAGGGUCAAGAGACCAAUCAGCAGCUCCUUCCAAGGUAGCUGAGUCAGAUGCGGGGACCGUGAAACCAGAUCCCUUAAUCAUCCCACCUCCUGAAAGCUAUAAGUUCUCUGGCAGCACUCAUAAGCCGCCUAAAGUUCCAACUGAAGGUCUAACUCGGAGGAAAUCUCUUGCGAGGUCAGUUUACUCCAAGCCCAACUCAAGGUUUGGGCAACAACAGUCCUAUCGGUACGAUAAAAGUACUAUUGUUGAGGAAAAUGGUGGAACCCUUAGGGAACAUUUUGGAGCUGCCUCGUUUUCAAGGAACUCUUUUAAUAGAGCUUCCCCUAAUAACAAUUCGAAUAGGAGUGUUCGCUCAAAUGCUGCCAUGAGUAAAGUUGCUGAGGAGGAAACCGAUGAAAAUGAGGAAAUCUACGAAAAGGUUAAGCUGCACCGAGUGAAGCGUGGUGGAAUGAAACCUCUGGCUCUCCUUGAGUUUCUACUUUUUUUAGUCAUUCUUUGUACUUUGGUCGUGAGUUUAACAAUUGAUAAGGUGAAGGAGCAUUCCAUUUGGGGAUUGGAAGUUUGGAAAUGGUGUGUUCUUGUGAUGGUGACUUUUAGCGGCAUGUUGGUGACGAACUGGUUCAUGCAUUUAGCGGUGUUCAUCAUAGAGAAGAACUAUCUCCUACGUAAGAAAGUGUUGUAUUUUGUGCAUGGUUUGAAGAAGAAUGUUCAAGUCUUCAUUUGGUUCAGCUUGGUUCUUGUUGCUUGGGUCUUUCUCUUCGACCAUGACGAGAAACGCUCUCGUAAGGCCACCAAGUUUCUCGACUUCAUAACAUGGACUAUCGUCUCCCUUCUGGUCGGGUCAAUCAUUUUCUUGGUGAAGACAUUUGCCUUGAAAAUCCUUGCUUCAAAGUUCAACGUCAGAAACUUCUUCGAGAGGAUUCAAGAGUCUGUCUUCCACCAGUACGUUCUCCAGACACUCUCCGGACCUCCGCUUAUAGAAGAGGCGGAGAGCGUUGGGCGCGUGCCGAGUACGGGCCAUCUUAGUUUCACGAGCACCAAGAAUGGAACGGUGAAAGGGAAAAAAGUGCUUGAUAUGGGAAAGGUUCACAAGAUGAAACAAGAGAAGGUCUCUGCUUGGACAAUGCGAGUUUUGAUUGAAGCGGUUGGAGCUUCAGGUCUCUCGACCAUAUCCAACACUUUGGAUGAGUGUAGCAAUCAGAAAGAGAAAGCUGAUAAAGAGAUAACUAACGAGAUGGAGGCUGUGGCUGCUGCUUAUGAUAUUUUCAAUAAUGUUGCUCAGCCAGACCACAAUUAUAUAGAGGAAGAUGACUUAUUGAGGUUCAUGAUUAAGGAAGAGGUAGACCUUGUACUACCAUUAAUAGAAGGUGGUGAGACCGGAAAAAUCACACGCAACGCUUUUACAGAUUGGGUGAUUAACGUUUACACAAGUCGGAAAGCAUUAGGACAUUCACUGAACGACACAAAAACCGCGGUUAGACAAGUGGACAAACUUAUAACCGGAGUCUUAUCCGUCAUCACUUUCAUCAUUUGGUUGGUGCUUCUAGAUAUAGCAACAACCAAGUUCUUGGUGGUCUUCUCCUCACAAUUCGUGGGUCUUGCUUUCAUGAUCGGAAGCACUUGCAAGAAUAUCUUUGAGUCCUUUGUGUUUGUCUUCGUGAUGCACCCUUAUGACGUAGGUGAUCGUUGCGUUGUCGACGGUGUACUGUUGCUGGUUGAAGAAAUAGAUCUUUUAACUACCGUGUUCCUCAAGCUUGACAACGAGAAAGUGUUCUAUCCAAAUGCGAUUUUAAUCUCGAAACCAAUAAGCAAUAUGUACAGAAGUCCAGACAUGGGAGAUUCAAUAGAAUUCUCCAUUGCAUUCUCAACGCCUGCCGCGAAAAUUGCCACUCUCAAGGAAAAAGUAGCAGAGUUCUUGGUGCAGAACCCACAAAACUGGUAUCCAGAACCAUUGUUGAUGGUGAAGGCGAUUGAGAAUGUGAACAAGCUGAAUUUGAAUCUGCUAGUAACACACACCAUGAACUUCCAAAACUUCGGAGAGAAGAAUCUCAGAAGAACCGGGCUGAUCAUCGCUCUUAAGCGAAUACUUGAGGAGCUUGAGAUCGAUUACACCCUUCUUUCUCAAGAAGUUCACCUCACCGGUCACAAAUGAGUGAAAGACCACUCUUCCUUCUCUUCUUAUUGCAUUUACUAAAGUAGUACUAGUUAGCUUCAUUUGCUUCAGUUUAAUUUUCAACUCAUAAAACUUAAUGUGGUUUCCAUUUUCUUUGAGUACCAACGUUACUUUUCGGUAUGGGUUCCUUUUUGUUUA